Molecule: messenger RNA, 1083 nt
Organism: Armigeres subalbatus
Lineage: Eukaryota; Metazoa; Arthropoda; Insecta; Diptera; Culicidae
Exons: 1
Coding region: 1-1083 (360 amino acids)
Source: RefSeq, a predicted model, not a curated record
AUGCGGGAAGUUUCAAGCAAGGUGGUGGUCGUUGAUAUGUGCAGCGUGCAGCAGCGGCGCAGAUUUGUUUCCGUUGUCAUAUCCAGAACGCAGAUACGGUUGCAGCUUGACACGGCGUCCGACAUCACCGUCAUCAGCAGGAACAUAUGGAAAAAGCUCGGAAGUCCUGUUCUAGCACCAGCUACAGUGAAAGCGAAUACAGCGUUAGGCAACAUCCUGCCGCUCGAUGGAGAAUUCGAGUGCAGUGUCACGAUCGGAGGAAGUACACGAUGCGAGCUGGUCCGCGUCUCCGAGAAGCAACUACAUCUGCUCGGUUCCGAUCUUGUUGACAGCUUCAGUCUCUGGUCUGUACCCAUGGACACCUUCUGUUGCAGCGUUUCUGGUUCCCCAGCUUCACUCGAGUCAUCCUUUCCGAACGUCUUCAGCGAAAAGCUCGGUUUGUGCAGUAAAACCCAAGUGAAAUUGGAGCUGAAAGAAAGUGUUCGACCCGUUUUCUGCCCGAAGCGUCCGGUAGCAUUCGCGAUGUACGAUGCCGUCGACCAGGAGCUCGAUAGGCUGGAGAAACUCAACAUCAUAACUCCUGUCGACUACUCCGAAUGGGCCGCUCCUAUUGUCGUCGUUCGCAAAGCCAACGGUACCAUCCGGAUUUGCGGAGACUAUUCCACGGGAUUGAAUGCUGCUCUCCAACCCAAUCAGUAUCCGCUUCCACUUCCAGACGACAUCUUCGCCAAGCUCGCUGGCUGUCAGGUAUUCAGCCAAAUAGAUUUGUCCGACGCUUUCUUACAGGUGGAAGUUGACGAGCAGCACCGCAAGUUGCUCACUAUCAAUACGCAUCGUGGCCUCUAUUCCUACAACCGUCUUCCGCCGGGUGUGAAGAUUGCACCUGGUGCAUUCCAACAGCUCAUCGACACGAUGCUUGCCGGCCUAGAAUGCACUUCCGGGUACCUCGAUGACGUCAUCAUCGGAGGUAAAACAGAAGAAGAACACGAUCGCAACCUUCGAGCUGCUUUGAAGCGAAUCCAGGAAUUCGGUUUCACCAUCCGCGUCGACAAGUGCACUUUUCGUAAGCAACCUGUACAGUAA